This is a messenger RNA of Penicillium nucicola, 1053 nucleotides long. Its product is annotated as Zn(II)2Cys6 transcription factor. Gene Ontology annotation, molecular function: DNA-binding transcription factor activity, RNA polymerase II-specific; zinc ion binding; DNA binding. The record is from RefSeq and is a predicted model, not a curated record. Gene Ontology annotation, cellular component: nucleus. NCBI's taxonomy places the organism in Eukaryota, Fungi, Ascomycota, Eurotiomycetes, Eurotiales, Aspergillaceae. Gene Ontology annotation, biological process: DNA-templated transcription; regulation of DNA-templated transcription. The transcript has a single exon. Bases 1 to 1053 code for a protein of 350 amino acids.
AUGGAUCAAGCCGGGCCUAGCGAGCUCACCCAGGCUGGGACGGAGCGCAAACGGACUAGGCGCGCCUGUAAGGCGUGUCACGUCCUGAAGGCAAAAUGCUCAGGUGCACUGCCAUCAUGUCAGCGAUGUAGCCAGAAAGGACACGAAUGUGAAUAUGAAUCCCUCAAGCCCGGGUGUGGGAAAAGGAAACGCAGAAGCCUUCCACCCAGAUAUCAUCGAAACCACUCGCCGCUGGCCGAAGAAGAAGAAGAAGAAGAAGCAAGUGAAAGCAAUACUGUUGUCAGUCUACCACCAAGCACCACACCACUCACUAGCACAGAAAGUACUAGCAGAGACGGAGAAACGAGAAGCCAAGAUCUGAGCUUGGACCUUGUCAAGGAACUCGAAUGUGAACGUACUAUCCUCAAGCCAUACAUCAAUGCCUAUUUCGAGCACAUUGCACCAAGACCUGAGAAUGGCUUCAUCCACCGUGCUAUUUUCCUGCGAGCCUGGUCAAGUGGGGCAGUUAAUCCGACGCUACUCAAAGCAGUCUGUAGCGCCUCCGCAGCCUUUGUGUCCACAGAAACCGCCAUCCUAAAACAGGCAGAGAAGUGGCGCUCCGAGGUGGAAGCUUAUGUAUGGGCAAACAUCGGACGACCAUCCAUGACUGUGCUUCAGAUUAUCGUCCUCCUGAUCUCACAAAACUGCGCUUUAUUUCGGUUUCUGACCCUGCAGCCGCUUCUGGGUAUCGCAGCAAAGAUGGCUUAUAUGCUUCGCCUGAAUCAUGAAAAUGAGAGGUUAUCCACCACUGCUCGUGAGAUUCGACGGCGGAUUAUGUGGUCGAUAUUCAUUUUUGAUAGGAGGCUUGCUGCUGGACAGUCGGAUCUGAUUACCUGUCCUGUGAAAUCAAUGCAGAUUCAAUUGCCGAUUGAUGAGAAAGGAUUUGAUCUUGCUAUAGCGGGCAAGACUGGUAAACUGAUUCCUGAAUCCGGGGAGGAAGACUGCUCUACUCAUAUGGGCACUAGGGCAUAUUUUUGCAGGCUUUCUCAUAUCCGCCAUGAGAUUCUCGCGUGA